Molecule: messenger RNA, 1778 nt
Organism: Heterobasidion irregulare TC 32-1
Lineage: Eukaryota; Fungi; Basidiomycota; Agaricomycetes; Russulales; Bondarzewiaceae
Exons: 6
Coding region: 1-1635 (544 amino acids)
Biological process (GO): box H/ACA snoRNP assembly
Cellular component (GO): cytoplasm; nucleoplasm
Source: RefSeq, a predicted model, not a curated record
AUGAUCACACCGCGCUUCAGGUGCGAACAGACAGACGCAUCGCUCAUCCUCACCGUCGCCUGCCCCGCCGUCCGCGCCGCCGACGUCGAGAUCCACGUCGACAACACCCUCGUCUCCAUCCACAUCGCCCCCUACUUCCUCCGCCUCUCCCUCCCCGCACCCGUCACAGAGGACGACGCCUCGUCCGCCGCGUACGACCCCGCCGCCGGCGUCCUCACCCUCACCCUCUCCAAGCAGACCCGCGGCGAGCACUUCCCCGACCUCGACCUCCUCCCGAAGCUCCUCGCACCGCGCCCGGUCCACCCGCCCACCGCCCCCGUGAUCGAGGUCCUCGCAUCACACGACGCCCAGGAUGCCGAUAGCGAUGCUCGUCCGCGCCGCGAAACGCAUCAGACGCAAGAUUCAGACCUGGCGCAGCGCGCGCAGGCGCUCUCGCUCGACCGCCCAGACCUGACACACGAACAGCGCGAGAUACUCCAAGCCGCAGCAAACGACUGGCAGCUCCCCCAAUUCGUCCCCGCCCCCACCUCCUUCCACACCGCCCUCCAAAAACCAUACGGCUUCCUCGACGCCUACACUGGCUACUUCCGCCAUGUCGCCGAGUCCCCCAAUGAAGCCAACGCCCUCGGCCCCGACGCAGAGACCCUCUCUCCCGCCGACCGCCGCGCGCGCCGUGUCGCGCAGGAGGAUGCGCAGUGGGACGAGGAGCACUACAUGGCGGACUACGCUGACCCAGAGACCAUUGAGGAACUUCUCGAGUGGGAGCACCCGCACCUCGCCGUACCCGUCGUCGCUCCCUUCACUGAAGCCGAGAACCUCGCCAUGCUCCGCCUCCCGCGCAAAGAAUACCUCCCCACCCCCGCCCAGACCCACAGCCUCUACCUCACGCUCGCCACCCUCCUCUUCGCGUACGCCUACGACGCCCGCACGACGCAGCACGAUCCCACCCCCGAAAGCGCCUGGACCAUCUGCGUCCUCACCCCCGCCUUCGCCGCCCUCGACCCCCCGCCCUACCCUCCACCCUCCGCCUCCGCCUCUGCCCUCCUCAUCCCGUCCCUCCAGCCCUCCCCCGCACCCGCGCUCAUCACCCCCGCCGACCUCCUCCCCUCCUACCGCCGCGCCCUCGCCUUCCCGCUCCACCGCGCCUUCCCACUCGCCGACCGCUGCCGCGCCGACGCCGCGCGCCUCCUCGCCCGCGGCCCGCGCACCGUCCUCCGCUGCCUCCUCGAGCUUCGUGCCCUCCUCGACGCGCACGACGCCUACUACGUCUACGCGCGCAUCUGGCUCGACGACCUCUGCGCCUGGGUCGCAGCCUGCGCGAGCGAAGCCGCCCUGCACGAGCUCGGCACCGCCCUCCUCGCGCUGCGCAUCGACAAGCGCGCCCUCGGCUGGGACAUCGACGCCCUCGAGGCCGCCGUCCGCGCCACCCAGGCCCAGCCCCGCGCGCCCGACAGUGACGACGAGAGCGACGAGCACGACGAGGACCCGGGCGAUUCAAGCGAAGAAUCCGACUCGGAUUCGAGCGAGGACUCGAGCGAGGAGGGCUCAGACUUAGACGACGCGCGCGAGCGUCCGGGCGGCGCGCGUGCUGCAGAAGACACUGAGGUGCAAAAGACAGUCCCGGUCAGCGUGUGACGGCGCCGCGCCGCGCCUCCCGUGUCGUAGUUUCGUUUCGUUUCGUUUCGUUUCGUUUCGUACGCCAUCUCGUCGCCUCUCGCAAAAGAAAGGCGCCGCCCUAGUAGCCCCACCGCAAUGCAUUCGUAACUCGAUGCGUCCCC